AUGGCCACUGCACAGUUGCAGAGAACUUCCAUGAGUGCAUUGGUAUUUCCCAAUAAAAUAUCAACGGAGCAGCAGUCUUUAGUGUUAGUGAAGAGGCUCCUAGCAGUUUCAGUAUCCUGCAUCACGUAUUUGAGAGGAAUUCCAGAAUGUGCUUAUGGAACAAGAUAUCUAGAAGAUCUUUGUGUCAUUCUGAGAGAAGAUAAAAAUUGUCCAGGAUCCACACAGUUAGUGAAAUGGAUGCUAGGAUGCUAUGAUGCUUUACAGAAAAAAUAUCUAAGGAUGGUUGUUCUAGCUGUAUACACCAAUCCAGAAGACCCUCAGACCAUUUCAGAAUGUUACCAAUUUAAAUUCAAGUACACCAGUAAUGGACCAGUUAUGGACUUCAUAAGUAAAAACCAAAGCAAUGAAUCUAGCAUGUCAUCUGCCGACACUAAGAAAGCAAGUAUUCUCCUCAUUCGCAAGAUUUAUAUUCUAAUGCAAAAUCUGGGACCUUUACCAAAUGAUGUUUGUUUAACCAUGAAACUUUUUUACUAUGAUGAAGUUACACCCCCAGAUUACCAGCCUCCUGGUUUUAAGGAUGGUGAUUGUGAAGGAGUGAUAUUUGAAGGGGAACCUAUGUACUUAAAUGUCGGAGAAGUCCCAACACCUUUUCACACCUUCAAAGUAAAAGUGACCACUGAGAAAGAACGAAUGGAAAACAUUGAUUCAGCUAUACUAUCACCAAAACAAAUAAAAACACCACUUCAAAAAAUUCUAAUGGACAAAGAUGAUCUAGAAGAUGAACAAGAGCAUUAUAUAAGUGAUGAUUUUGAUGCUGAAACUAAGAUGGAAGAACAAAAGAAAGCUCCUGGAUCAUCUGAACUUGGAGAACCAAGUUUAGUUUGUGAGGAAGAUGAAAUCAUGAGGUCUAAAGAAAGUACAGAUCUUUCAAUCCGUCAUUCUCAGGUUGAGCAGUUAGUUAGUAAAACAUCUGAACUUGAUGUGUCUGAAAGCAAAACAAGAAGUGGAAAAACCUUUCAGAAUAAGAUGGCUAAUGGAAUUCAACCAGUAAAAUCUAAAGAAAAUCGAAAGAGAAGUCAACCCGAAUCAGGGAAAACAGUCCUCCAUCAGUUUGAUUCUUCUAGUCAAGAGUCAGUGCCAAAAAGGAGAAAGUUUAGUGAACCAAAGGAACAUAUAUAAAAAUUAUUUUCUCUUCUAUACAUUUGCAAAGUUCUUCUCAACAUUUAAAUUAAAGGGCACUAUAUUACCGUUUUAAGGUGUGUUUUCCCUGUCUCUAAAAAUUUGUACAUAAUCUUCAGCAAUUCAUACACUAAAAUGAAGUUCUUGUGGUUCUUAACCAAGAUAAGUCCAAGAGAAUUUUUUUAAUAAAACCCAAAGUAACAGUGUUAUAGUUGAAUCUGUUCCUCAUCUACUUAGUAUUAAUCUGUCUUCCAUUUUGGUGGACACUUCAUUUGAACAUAUACUGUAUUACCUUCUGAGCUCCUUUUAAGCCAUUUUUUAAACAAAUAAUGUUUAUUAUGGUAUUAAAAUUUGGUAGGGAUUCACUUUUUUUCUUAUGUUAAAACUGUACCAUUUAAC
Molecule: messenger RNA, 1578 nt
Organism: Choloepus didactylus (southern two-toed sloth)
Lineage: Eukaryota; Metazoa; Chordata; Mammalia; Pilosa; Megalonychidae
Gene: HORMAD1
Product: HORMA domain containing 1
Source: RefSeq, a predicted model, not a curated record